Molecule: messenger RNA, 657 nt
Organism: Polistes dominula (European paper wasp)
Lineage: Eukaryota; Metazoa; Arthropoda; Insecta; Hymenoptera; Vespidae
Source: RefSeq, a predicted model, not a curated record
UUAUCUCUCGUAUAUAAAUUAUAAUUGAAAAUUAAGUAAGAAAAAAAGGAGGAAAGAAUAAUAUACACAUAUCAUCCAUAAAAUUGGAACAAUCAACUUGGACGCUUACGUUUAGUGACGUCAUAAAAAAUCCUUCAAAAUAUUCGACACCAACAAUCAUCAACAAGGAUACCAUCCCAUAGAAGAAAAAGGAGAAGAGGGAGAAGGAAGAAAAAGGAGAAGAGGGAGAAGAAAGAAAAAGAUAUAAUUUAAGUGAUCAUGUUGAAAAAAUUGUUGAGCAAAUCAGGACGCAGAAUUUUACGGGCGAUCAAGAAGCUAUCAACGAGGAGUCGGAAAUUGAAAAGGUCACAACAAUCAAAUGGUGGUGGUAACGGUGAAAAUGGUUGGCAAUCAACUAUAGGAGAUUUUGAUGCAGUAUCACUUUCCUUGUCCCUACCAUCCCUGGAUGCGAAAAGUAUCGACACUUAUAUGACUUACGUCAUCGAGAACAUCGACGAUUGCGAUUCGAGAUGUUGUAAUUGCUGUGACGAGUACGAAGAAAAUCAAAGAAACGAGAAUAUUGAAAACGAAAUGACGACAAUCUAACGUUUAUUAUUAUUAUUGUAAAAAGAAUUAAUUUUAUUUUUUAUUAUUUAUACACUUUUUUCUCUUUCUCUC